AUGAAGUUUGGGAAGAGUCUGUGCAAUCAGAUAGAUGAAACCCUACCCGAGUGGAGAGACAAGUUCCUCUCCUACAAAGACCUCAAGAAGAAGCUCAAGCUCAUCGCCGCCGGCGGUGAUCGACCGGCGAAGCGCGCCAAGACCUCUGUCGGUGGCUACGAGAUGACGAGGGAGGAGGAGUUUCUGGGGUCACUUGAGGACGAGCUUGAGAAGGAGGAGAAAUACGUCAUUCGGCAAAAGGAGUUGCAGGAUCUGGUGGUGAUGGCGAUGGUGAGAGAAUCUAAGGAGGAGCUGAUGAAGGAUCAGUGUGUGUGA
Messenger RNA from Asparagus officinalis (garden asparagus), 315 nucleotides. RefSeq names its product SPX domain-containing protein 1-like. Gene Ontology annotation, biological process: cellular response to phosphate starvation. The coding region runs from base 1 to 315 and encodes 104 amino acids. The record is from RefSeq and is a predicted model, not a curated record. The transcript is spliced from 3 exons. Lineage: Eukaryota; Viridiplantae; Streptophyta; Magnoliopsida; Asparagales; Asparagaceae.